ACAGCUGAUUAUAGUAUUAAUUGUAGGAUUAUAGGAUGAUAGCAGGAUAUGUUCACGUUGCAUUAUUAAGUUAUAAUGCUUAAAAAUGCACAAAUUUUACUGUCAAAUACAAAGCUUGUGUGUUGCUCCUGUAAGCAGUUGUCUUGCACGGCUGCUGGAGGUAUCCUAAAUUAUGCACAAAGAGCUUUUUUCACUUUCAGUGAUCUGACGAAUAAAAAUCGGGAAUAUGUUAAAAAAGAAUUAAUAGGCUAUUCAAUGCAUGAAAUGUACGCUGUUGUUUCUGACGUUUCCAAUUACUAUAAAUUUGUACCAUAUGUCAAAAAAUCCCUUGUACAUAGUCAAAGAAAUGGCGGUUUCAAAGCUGAUCUUAUAGUUGGUUUUCCACCACUUAGCGAGCGGUAUACGUCGAAUGUUUCGCUUAGUGCUCCUAAUCUGGUUAAAUCAGUAUGUCAUGAUGGCAGAUUAUUCAACUUUUUAUUAAACGAUUGGCGAUUUAGUCCCGGCCUUAAGGAUAUUCCUCAAUCAUGUGUUGUUGAUUUUAAAGUAGCUUUUGAAUUUAAAUCCCGGAUUCACAGUAAUAUUGCGAAUAUAUUUUUCGAUUUAAUUUGUGAUCAAAUGGAGCAUGCUUUUGUCGCGGAAGCCAAAAGGAGAUAUGGACCACCUUCGAUUAAAUCGCAUAUUUUAUCAUGGCGAAGAUCCUGACAAAUGCUGAGUAAAACAAAAUAAAUAUAAGCUUAAUUUUAUUCAAGAGUUUUUAUGUCAUUAUUGCAUUAAUUUUUUUAAAGAUUAAUGAAAGCAAUGUAUACAUUUGCUACUGUACAAUUGUAAGAUUAAAUAAAUAGUGUUUGAACUAUCUACCAUA
Molecule: messenger RNA, 862 nt
Organism: Bactrocera latifrons
Lineage: Eukaryota; Metazoa; Arthropoda; Insecta; Diptera; Tephritidae
Product: coenzyme Q-binding protein COQ10, mitochondrial
Exons: 3
Coding region: 76-702 (208 amino acids)
Biological process (GO): ubiquinone biosynthetic process; cellular respiration
Cellular component (GO): mitochondrion
Molecular function (GO): ubiquinone binding
Source: RefSeq, a predicted model, not a curated record